Messenger RNA from Leptidea sinapis, 1428 nucleotides. RefSeq names its product arrestin homolog (gene Arr1). The transcript is spliced from 8 exons. The record is from RefSeq and is a predicted model, not a curated record. Gene Ontology annotation, biological process: signal transduction; G protein-coupled receptor internalization. The coding region runs from base 29 to 1174 and encodes 381 amino acids. Gene Ontology annotation, cellular component: cytoplasm. Gene Ontology annotation, molecular function: G protein-coupled receptor binding. Lineage: Eukaryota; Metazoa; Arthropoda; Insecta; Lepidoptera; Pieridae.
GACAGCUAUAGUGAUUGAAAGAGACAAGAUGGUGUAUAAUUUUAAAGUGUUUAAAAAGUGUUCUCCUAAUGGCAAAAUAACUCUUUACAUGCCAAAGCGGGACUUUGUCGAUCAUAUCUCUUUCGUAGAACCCAUAGAUGGCAUAGUUGUGGUAGACGAAGAAUAUGUGCGUGGCAGGAAGGUGUACGCGCAGGUGGUGUGUACCUUCAGGUACGGCCGUGAGGAGGAUGAGGUCAUGGGAGUCAACUUCUACAAGGAGUUGUAUCUUGCUUCGGAGCAGAUCUACCCUGCGCCGGAAAAACGACCUUACGAACUGACACGAACUCAGGAGCGUUUGGUGAAGAAACUGGGAGAUAUGGCGCUGCCAUUCCGUCUAUCAGUGCCAGCUGGAUCCCCUGGCUCUGUGACCUUGCAGCCAGGUCUUGAAGAUGAAGGAGAACCAUGCGGCGUGCAUUAUUACAUAAAACUGUUUGUUGGAGAAACUGAAAUAGAUCGAUCCCAUCGCAGGAGCACUGUGGCGUUGGGAAUCAGGAAAGUGCAGUACGCACCUAACAAACCAGGACCUCAACCCUGCACAGUUGUCAGGAAAGAUUUUGUGCUCUCUCCAGGGCAGUUGGAGCUUGAGCUUACCUUGGAUAAGCAGCUUUACAUCCAUGGCGAGACGUUGGCUAUUAACAUAUGCGUUCGUAACCAUAGCAAUAAAGUUGUGAAGAAGAUAAAAGCUUGCAUCCUUCAGGCUGUCGACGUGGUUCUGUUCCAGAAUGGCCAAUACAGGAACGUUGUUUGCAGCCUUGAGACACAAGAUGGGUGUCCACUGCAGCCAGGAGCCAGCAUGCAGAAGGUGGUCCAGCUCCGUCCAGAACUAACCACGCUCCGUGAUCGUCGUGGUCUUGCUCUGGACGCACAGCUUAAACGACAGGACUCUUCUCUAGCUUCAACCACGCUUCUCCUAGAGCCUGAACAGCGCGACGCCUUUGGCAUUAUAGUAAGCUACAGCGCCAAGGUGAAGCUUUAUCUCGGCGCUUUGAAUGGAGAACUCAGUGCGGAGCUGCCUUUCAUCUUGAUGCAUCCAAAGGAAGGUAGAGGAAAGCUGAUCCAGGCAGACAGCCAGGUGGAUGUGGAGAUGUUCCGCCAGGAUACGGUACAUCAUCAGGAAAGCAUUGACGUAUACUAACUGAAGAUAAUAGUUAAUAGGAAAAAGACGACUAAAUACUCAAUUAAACAUUACGACUUUUUAACUGCAACUGAUAACAAUGUUUAAUAUUAUUUAUUAGAAUUUAAAAACUAUUUACUAUGUAGUGAAUUAAUUAUUCAUGUUUAUCAUCAAAGUAUGUAAUAAAGUUAUCUGUUGAUAUAUUAUAGAUUUACAAGAUAUUGUAAUGACAUAUUUUUAUUUAGAUGUGUAGAUAAUAAUAUAAAGUUUUGCAU